Molecule: messenger RNA, 5937 nt
Organism: Pipra filicauda (Wire-tailed manakin)
Lineage: Eukaryota; Metazoa; Chordata; Aves; Passeriformes; Pipridae
Gene: ADAMTS14
Product: ADAM metallopeptidase with thrombospondin type 1 motif 14
Exons: 21
Coding region: 9-3575 (1188 amino acids)
Biological process (GO): extracellular matrix organization; proteolysis
Cellular component (GO): extracellular matrix
Molecular function (GO): metalloendopeptidase activity
Source: RefSeq, a predicted model, not a curated record
GGCCCCAAAUGGAUUAUCUGCGGCUGGUGCUCUCCUGCCUCGUCCCCCUGCACGGCUGCCUGGCCGCCGGCAGCGCCCCAGAGCUGCUCCUGUCCGGCAAACUCCGCGAGUAUGGUGUGAUCGUCCCGUUCAGCACCGAUUGCCGGGGUCGCUUCCUCUCGCACGUGGUGUCCGGCGAGGCGGUGGCGGGGAUCGGCGAUCCCGCCUGUCCCCCCGAUCCCUCCCCAUCCCACCGCCGCGUCCCCCGCAGCCCCCCAGAUGAGCCCCCCCAGCGCCGCUUGCUCUACUUCAACGUCACGGUUUUUGGGAAGGAGCUGCACCUCCGGCUGAGGCCCAACCGGCGGCUGCUGCCCCCGGGCGCCGUGGCUGAAUGGCAGGAGGAUUUUGAGGUGCUUUUCCGGGAGCCCCUCCAGCAGCGGUGCCUUUUCACCGGGGACAUCUCCGGCAUGCCCGGAGCCGCCGUGGCCAUCAGCAACUGCGACGGACUGGCUGGCUUGAUUCGGACAGACAGCAACGAGUUCUUCAUCGAGCCCCUGGAGAGGGGGCAGCAGGAGAUGGAGGAGCACGGGAGGGCCCACGUGGUGUAUCGCCGGUCGGCCAUCCGGCAGGACAGCGCCGCGCCGCGCCACGACCUCCACCCUGAAGUGCCCGGGGCGCAGGUGGGUGACCUCCCCAACUCCCUGGAGCUGCUGACGGAGCGCCUGGGGGACACGGAGCGCAAGAGGCGCCAUGCCAGGAAGGAUGACUACAACAUCGAGGUCCUGCUGGCCGUGGAUGACUCAGUCGUGCGCUUCCAUGGCAAGGAGCACGUCCAGAACUACGUCCUCACCCUCAUGAACAUAGUGGAUGAGAUUUAUCACGAUGAGUCCCUGGGCGUUCACAUCAACAUCGUGCUGGUCAGGAUGAUCAUGGUGGGGUACCGGCAGUCGGUCAGCCUGAUCGAGCGAGGGAACCCGUCCCGGAGCUUGGAGCAGGUGUGUCGCUGGGCUCACUCGCAGCAGCGCUCGGACCCGGAGCACGCCGAGCACCACGACCACGCCGUCUUCCUCACCAGGCAAGAUUUUGGUCCCGCAGGUAUGCAAGGCUACGCUCCAGUGACGGGGAUGUGCCACCCUCUCCGCAGCUGCACCCUCAACCACGAGGACGGAUUCUCCUCGGCGUUCGUGGUGGCCCACGAGACCGGACACGUGUUAGGCAUGGAGCACGAUGGGCAGGGCAACCGCUGCGCCGACGAGACCAGCAUGGGGAGCAUCAUGGCCCCGCUGGUCCAGGCCGCCUUCCACCGCUACCACUGGUCCCGCUGCAGCAAACAGGAGCUCAACCGCUACAUCCAUUCCUACGACUGCCUCCUGGACGACCCCUUUGAGCACCAGUGGCCCACAUUACCCGAGUUGCCAGGCAUCAACUACUCCAUGGAUGAGCAGUGCCGCUUCGACUUCGGCGUGGGCUACAAGACGUGCACGGCGUUCCGCACCUUCGACCCCUGCAAGCAGCUCUGGUGCAGCCACCCGGACAACCCCUACUUCUGCAAGACCAAGAAGGGGCCACCCUUGGAUGGGACCGAGUGCUCUCCGGGCAAGUGGUGCUUCAAGGGCCACUGCAUCUGGAAGACGUCGGAGCAGCCAUACAGCCAGGACGGCAGCUGGAGCUCCUGGUCCAAGUUCGGCUCGUGCUCCAGGACCUGUGGGGGAGGUGUGCGAUCCCGCAGCCGGAGCUGCGACAACCCGCCCCCGGCAUAUGGUGGGCGCCACUGCCCGGGUGCCACCUACGAGUACCAGGUGUGCAAUGCCGAGGAGUGCCCGGGGCCCUACCAGGAUUUCCGUGCCCAGCAGUGCUCCAAGCGCAACUCCUACUACACCUACCAGAACAGCAAACAUUCCUGGCUUCCCUACGAGCACCACGAUGAUGCUCAGAAGUGUGAGCUGAUCUGCCAGUCUGAGGGCACAGGGGACGUGGUGUUCAUGAACCAGGUCGUUCACGACGGGACCCGGUGCAGCUACCGAGACCCCUAUAGCAUCUGCGUCCGGGGCGAGUGCGUGCACGUGGGCUGUGACAAGGAGGUUGGCUCCCUGAAGCAGGAUGACAAGUGUGGGGUCUGUGGGGGGGACAAUUCCCACUGCCGGACGGUGAAGGGCACGCUGGCCAAGACCCCCAAGCAGUCAGGUGAGAGUCUGGGAGCAGAUUUGGUCAGGCCCAGCUGGAUUCACACGCGUGUCCAGUUGGAACACACCCGCUCUUUCUCUUCCUCCAACCUUCCUCCCUCCCUUUCAGUAGGUGUUUUGAAGAUGUUUGAGGUUCCGGCUGGAGCGAGGCACCUUCAGAUAGAAGAGGUGGAGCCGGCAUCCCACAGCAUCGCUGUUAAGAAUCAAGCCACGGGUAACUUCAUCCUGAAUGCCAAGGGCAAAGAAGCCAAAAGCCAAGUGUUCAUUGAGAUGGGCUUGGAGUGGGAAUACACUGUUGAACAGGACAAGGAGAGCCUGAAAACCAGUGGUCCCCUGCAUGAGGCCAUCAGUGUUUUGGUCGUCCCUCAGGAGGAGGAGGUGAGGAGUAGCCUGAUGUACAGGUACAUCAUCCACGAGGACCUGCUGCCCAUGAUCGGAAACAACAACGUCCUGCUUGAGGAGAUGGAUUCCUACGAGUGGGCCCUCAAGAGCUGGUCCCAGUGCUCCAAGGCGUGUGGAGGAGGCAUCCAGUACACCAAGUACGGCUGCCGUCGGAAAAGCGACAACCGGAUGGUGCACAGGAACUUCUGUGACAACGGCAAGAAGCCGAAGCCGAUCCGGCGGCGCUGUAACCUCCAGGAGUGCUCCCAGCCCACCUGGGUGGCCGAGGAGUGGGGUGCCUGCAGCCGCUCCUGCGGGAAGCUGGGGGUGCAGGCGCGGGCGGUGCAGUGUGUGCAGCGCCUGCAGGACGGCACCAACCGCACCCUGCACACCAAGUACUGCCCCGGGCAGCGCCCCGAGACCCGCCGGCCCUGCGCCCGCCUGCCCUGCCCCGCGCAGUGGAGGACGGGAGCCUGGUCCGAGUGCUCGGCGACCUGCGGGGAGGGUGUCCAGCAGCGGCAGGUGGUGUGCAAGGGCAGCGAGAGCGGCGGGCGCUGCGAGGGAGACAAGCCAGAGGCCAUCCAGGGCUGCCACGUGGCCCUCUGCCCAGGGAAGCUCUCUGGCAUCACCGCCAGCGACGCCGGUGACCACAGCCCCACCAAAGGCCAGCGGGUGCCCCAGGAUGGAGCCAAAAACCCCGUUAGCAAGAUCUCCUCUAGGGAGCCUUGCCUCGGGGACAAGUCCAUCUUCUGCCAGAUGGAGGUUCUGGCUCGCUACUGCUCCAUCCCUGGAUACAACAAACUCUGCUGUGAAUCCUGUGGCAAGAAAGCCUCCUCCACCACCAGCUCAACCCCCGUCACUGGCCCCAGCGCUCCCUCGGGAAUCACCGCUCCCAGCCCCGCUCCGGCACUCUCCCCAUACCCCACACCGGGUGGGGACCCCACUCCAACACCUGGGAUAUCCAGCAGUGGUGCUUUUCCUGGGGGGCUGCCGGGCCCGAGCGAGCCGAGCAGGGGCCAGGCAGCCAGGUAACCCGCUCGGGGCCACCUCACCGCGGGGCAGGGGGAGCCUUUCUCCCUCCUUCCCUCCCUUUUCCCCCUUCUUUUUCCUCUCUCCCCCCACUUCUACUGAUGGUUUUCGUGGGUGGCACUGCCAGGUUUGGAAAUGACCUGGCUCCACACCCAGAAAUUCCCAGGAAAACCACUUAUUUCUUGUGAUCCCCCUUGCCCUCCCGACUGUGGCGUUUUUCUGACAGCACCAUGGAAAAAAAAGGUGAAAAGGAGCAAAAAAACACUGUGGGUAGACAGGCUGCUUCCUCCCAAGGUGCUAAAAAGAUUUGGGAAGAGAGUGGCUUUAAUAUUGCUUUUUCCUUUCCCUACUCCAAGCAGCAACACAGGAGAGGAGGGUCCUGGCUUGGCAGCUCAGCCCCAGAGCUUAGGGGUAGCAGUGGGAGGAUCCUGGGAAUCUGAGGGGGCAAGGAACUGGAGGGAGGUGGUGAGGGGAGGGGGAAUUGUGGGAAAAUCCCCAAAUGCUGCUCUGGGCUGUCCCUGUUGGGGUAGAGAGUUUUCGAAACCUGUCUGGGAGAGGAGCGUGAAAAACAUAGAGCAGCUUCUGUCCUGGAGGCAGGAAAUGGUCCAGGAAAUUCCAAUGUGAGCAAUAAGAACCAGGUCAAAGACCAAAAAUUGAUGUAAAAAAUGCCUGUCACUUGGGAGUGACUUUUUUAGCCAAUACUGCCCUUGGCCAGCCUUGAGCUGAUACGGAUUCCCAGCCUCCCCAGGACAACCAGCCUCAUCCCUGCACCUUGUACCCAGUGCCUGUGGAGCAUCAACACCUGCUGGAGGGAAAUGGAGGUGACUGGGAAGCAGGAAGUGGAUUUUAGGGGCAGUUACAAAGAGAGGAGGGAGGAAGAUUCAUCUGCAUCUUUUGUUGUGUGGGAAGGAGUGGAAGGGGGGUGAUUAAUGCCAUUAAAAAUUAUUGUGCCAAGUACUAAAGGUAUGCACAGCACUUUAGGAGCCUCAGACUGGGCACACCUUGCCAGGUGUCAGGCCAGCUCUGGGGACAGGGUCUGCCUGGAGGAGUUACAGUCCUUAAAACCUCCCCAGAAUGGUGUCCCUGAGGGGGCUGCCCUGGUUUUGGUGUUUAUGGCUGUGCAGCCUCCCAGCUGAGGGCGUUGGGCACCCCCAGGUGCAGUGGCAGGGGAAGGUGGGUAUCCAUGGUGGUGAGCGCUGCCCUAGGGAGGAGGACUUGGGCACAGAGAUGGAGUCUGGGGAAGGCAAGGCUUGGCAGAUAGACCAGUUUGGCAUUGCAAAGAGGAGAACAUGUUGGCAGCACGUGUGUGGUGUGGGUGCGUCCGCUGGCCCUGUUGGUGCUGCUUCCCUGGUAUCCAAGGAGCAGGAUGGGCAUCCCUAGGGACAGUGUCUGUAAGCUCUUCAGGUGUCUGGGGCUUGCUGGUAAAGUGGCCUGGGGUGACUUUUCUGGUCUGGCUUGGAUUGCAGCAGGGGAGGGGUUGAGAUACCUGCUUUGGCUGAAAUGGAUGGAGACCCCUCUGUAUUCCUAGCUGGACACUGCCACACUCCCUCACAGCUUCCCAGCAGCAUAAAAAGGGCUGAAGAGAUGUGAAGAGGGUGGCUUGUUCACCCUACUGCCCCCAGAUCGCUGCCAAGUCACGGCUGGACACACAUUUAUCUAACUACUCUCAAAGCACCUGAGGCUGCAGGUCCCCUGCUCCCGGGUGCUGCCCUUUGGCAUUAGGUGGGCAUCCCAAAAGAUAGGAAAAAAAAGCCCCCCAUCUGUCUGAGCCAAGCAACUGGCACACCUUGUGGGAGUGGGCACGUGGAGGGUGCCUGUGGGGUGCCCAGAUCCAAGUCGUGCAGGUAUUGGCACCCACAGGACCCACGAGAUGCUGUGGGUGUGCCGGGGCGGGAUUCAUCCCUCAGAUUGCCGUGCCCCUUGCCAGCCUCUCCACUGCCCUCCACGGGAGUGCCAGCAUUUAUUUAUUGUGCCAAAGAUAAUGCUUCGUUUACUGUCCAAGGAGCAUAAGAAAAAGACCCCCUUCCCCCUCAAAAAUGGGCUGUGAUGUUCUUCCUCCCAGAUUCCCAGCUGCACCCCCAGCCUCCCCCCUCUUCAGUGCUGGCCUGGGCAUUGGUGCUUUAUUGCAUUAGGAAUAUUUGCAGUGGUUCCUUGCUGUACCUCGGAGCAGGGGCCCCUCACACCCCACAGCUGGGGUCCCCUGGGGGAAUUUAGGCAAGGGGGGCUGCGCUGCAGGUGCUAACCCUGACCUCAAGCUGAGAGGUGGGGGAGAUUCAAAGCAGGGUGUGAUAAUUCCCCCCCACACACACUGCUCUGGGGUGGUGAUGCUGCAGGGCUGGCACCCAGCACUGGGUGUUUCAUGGAA